Messenger RNA from Drosophila ananassae, 4295 nucleotides. RefSeq names its product trafficking protein particle complex subunit 8 (gene l(3)76BDm). The record is from RefSeq and is a predicted model, not a curated record. The transcript is spliced from 8 exons. Gene Ontology annotation, biological process: protein localization to phagophore assembly site; endoplasmic reticulum to Golgi vesicle-mediated transport. Bases 302 to 4261 code for a protein of 1319 amino acids. NCBI's taxonomy places the organism in Eukaryota, Metazoa, Arthropoda, Insecta, Diptera, Drosophilidae. Gene Ontology annotation, cellular component: cytoplasmic vesicle; phagophore assembly site; TRAPPIII protein complex.
ACUUAAUUUUAAAAUCUAAUAAUUACUUCAUUAGGGUGGGUACAAAACAAACAGUAGACAACAUUUCCAUUAUAAAAUAUUCAUACGUUAAAAACUAUUUAAUUUAUAUAGAACGCUUAUUACAUUUUAAGUACAUGUUUAAGUACUAAGCUAAGAAAAUAAUUUAAGAUUAGGUACAAUUUCAGUGCUUCAAAACUGUCCCUAAUAAACAAGGUUUUUAUUGCAUUUCCGCACACUGUCACACUCCGCCCCCAAUUCGUGGUUCUGGGUUUUCGUUGUAAAUAGUAAUAAUAACAAAGUGAUGCUGCACCUGACGGGCCAGAACUACAAUGCCCGCGACAUAAUCCGGAACAUCUUUUCGCCGCUAAUCGGAGUUCUGAGCAGUCCACAGGCGGACGAGAUCUGCCACCGGAACAACCUUUCGUUCGUGGAGCUCCUGCAGCCUUUUGCAAAGUUGCCCAACGAUGCCCACUUCCGUGAUGUUUCCGGCACAAGUGUGUCAGUGCGAGGACUACGCCUUAAUUUCUGUGAUGUGGACUGGAGGCCGCCGCAGACAGUUCUGGCCAGAAAGAUGCUCAACGAAUCGGUGACCAAUGCCAACAAUGACAAAACCAGAAUAACUACAAUAGCGGACAUCGACCUGGAACUACCUACAUCGGAACCGUGGUUCGAGCAAUGGCGUGAAACCUUCUUGACUGUGCAAUUCCCGGCCGAGCAUGAGUUCACCCGACAUCUACUGAGCUGCCUGCUGGUGCUAUCCAGUGCUGAUCCCCAUAUCGUGGAAACAGCUCACAAGUUGGUCCAGAGAGUGCAACAGAUGCAGAGUAUCACACCCCAGAAGUUGCCAAAGUGGUUUCAUCCUACGGAGGUGCUCAACAGCUAUGUGGUGCUACACGAGGCCAGCCAAGGGGAUCUCUCGAAGGCCCAGCAGGGAUUCGAACUUUUAAAGUCCACCUUCGGGAACAGCAAAUGCUUUCUGGUGUCUGUUAAUUCACUGGAUGGCCACAGCGCUCCCGAAGUACCCGACCACUGGACCACUUUUAUCAAAAGGCAACCGAAGAGCGACGCCACUAUACCCUCGACGGAUCUCAGUGCCCCCAAGUCCCCGCAAGAAGCUGUUUCUGUCAUCAGUAUGCCCGCAAUGCAAAUGUCCCAGCUGUUGGAGGGCGCCAAUCCCCAGGACACCGAUCUGGCCAUGCUGCACCCGCUGAGUCCCAUGCAAGAAAGUGCCACGGAAGCCAUCAACUCGAAAUUCAGCAUAAGCAGCGAAAGCAUCGCUUCCCAGACCAUUAACCCCAAUGUUUGGGCCAACGAUCUGGAGGCGGAUGCACCACACGGUGGCUGCCUCACUUCACGGGACAUCGACAACCUGCGUCACUUUGUGCAGGACUAUGCUGUGCGUGCCUUGAUACCCUACAUUGAACAUCUGGUGGCCACCCUCGCCGAGGGUGUGACCAACAAGAAGGGUGUGAGCAAGUCCCUGCUCAGCGCGACCAAGAGAUGGUUCGUCACCAGCAAGCCAGGUGCAGGAGCUAAUAAUCAAAAUGCAGUGAUAUACACCAACGAGUCGGCGGAACUGCAAACACGGAAGCUGGGCGACCUGUACUUCAUGUUUGGCCAUUACAACCUCGCAUUCCAAGCCUACCAUCAAGCCAAACGCGACUUCAAUGCGGACUCGGCAUGGCAGUACUAUGCAGGAGCUCUGGAAAUGGCAGCUCUGUCUGCUUUCAUGCUGGGCACCGCCCACCGAAAAACUUAUGACUACAUGGAGGACGCCAUUGUUUGCUACUUGACGGUGUGCAAAUUACAACAAUUUGCCACUCGAGCUACUCUCCUCAGCAUGGAAUGUUUGAAAACAGCGCGUCUUUACAACGAUGUGGCCAAGCAAUUGAUUCGCAUGACCAACGAAGAGUCGGAUCUGCGGUCUGCCUUGCUCUUGGAGCAGGCGGCCUACUGUUUCCUGGUCACCCAACCUCCCAUGCACCGGAAAUAUGCCUUUCACAUAGUUCUGGCUGGAAAUCGAUACUCGCGAGCUGGCCAAAGGAAGCAUGCCUAUCGCUGCUAUCGCCAGGCAUACCAGGUCUUCCAAAAACGGGAGUGGAGCCUGGCCGAGGAUCACAUUCAGUAUACGGUGGCCAAGCAAGCUUAUAUGCUGAAGCAGCUGGAAGAGGCCAGUCGCUCCUUUGCGCAUUUAUUGCGGCCCGGAAGCUUGCAAAGUGCCCAGCAGCAGAGUAGUUUCCUAAAGGAAUACAUCCAAACGCAGAAUGAACUCCUCAAGCGCAGUCCUGAGUUGGGCCUUCUUCCCCAUGCCUUACCGCAAGUGGUGCAAUCCUCCGUGCGUGUCCUGACUUUAGUGCAAUCGCCAUCAGCCCUUGCGCCUUUGGUGCCCGCUACCAACAUAGACAUAAACUCCAACCUAACGACAGACGAGUCUGUUUGGAACAAGAUCGAGGAGAUGCUGGUUAUCACGGCAGCCAACAACAAACCGUUUGUGUUUAAGCCCUCUCGAUACUUGUAUACGAAGCAACAGCCUGCCCUGGAAACCCCUGUAGCCGUGCAGGGUGAACCCAUCGAACUUUCCGUAACCCUGUCCAACAGCGUCCGAUGUGGCAUUGCGCUCACCGAGAUCGAUUUGCUUUGGAAACUAACACUGGACAACGAUGAAGUCCUCUCCAAUGCCUGUGUUUAUGAGGAGUCUGCUGAUAGUGCCAGCAAGAUCGCCGUAAGAGCCGCCAUUAAAACUACUUGUGUGGGAUCUAUAGAGCUGGCCGAGCAAGCAGAGCAGACCCUACACUUUAAGCUGAUAUCUAAGCUAACCGGUCGUCUCAAUAUUUUGGGAGUUGUCUGUCGAGUGGCAGCUACUGCUGACCCAGCAGCCAGUCUUCUGGGCUCCUUGCAAUUCGAGACGCAAAGGAUCAGGUCUAAUAAUGCCAAGCAGUCCUCGCAGUCCCUGCUGGAUAACCGAUUGAGCAUUAAACUGGUGCCGACGCUACCCGCUAUGAGUGUGAGCUUCAGUCCUGUGCCCAGCAAGCUAUUGGCUGGCGAAAUUGUUCCUGUUUACGUGACGCUUCGGAAUCUUGGAAUAGCUCCGAUCGAAGAGAUCUUUCUGGGAUGCGAUAAUCCCCGCUGCUUGACGCUUCUAGAUCAGCACACCCAAAUGCCCCUGGCAAUGAUGAGCUCUCUUCGCAACUUAUCGAAUGACAAACUCGUCAAGGAUAAGGAAAUCCGGGGACAGCGCGUUUUCCGCCUGCUGCAGCGUCCCAGCCAGGCUGCCCUAGAGGCCCAACAGGGUCAAACCAUUACCAUGUGGCUACAGGCACCACACGAGGCUGGUGCCUUCACCCUCCGCUUGUUGUUCUACUACUCCCUGCCGGCGGCGGCAAACGCACCCAUAAAAUAUCGCUUAGUUCGCCACAUUUGGGAGUUGCAGGUGGAGAGUUGCCUGCAAGCUGAUUCCACAUGCGUGGUAAGCAAUGGAGCAACGAACGAGCUGGGCCUGGAUGUCAACGUAAGGAACCAGCAUGCAGUAGAGGGAACGGAGGUGUAUAUUAAUACCCUAUCCCUGUACUCCAAGGAGUUUAAUUUAAAUCCUGAUAAACUCUUUGUCAUGAACAGUGUGGGAGUGAGACCCGGACAAGCAGGAGCCCAAUGCCUCAAAUCUUCCAUUGGCUGCAAUUUUCAGUGUCGCCUACAGGAGAGAGACACGAAGGAAGAAUUCCAAGACAUUCCAACGAUCAAGACACUGCUGCAAUCUCGGUUAUCACACCUGAAGGUCAUGCCAGCACAGCAUGUCCACCAGGUGGAGCAGCACUUGCCCGCCAUUCAUGAUCCGCACAGCUUUCUCACCAACGAGGAGACCGUUUUCUUCAAUACCAACAUCUCCACGGAAGAGUUUAAUGCCAGCAUCGCUGGCUAUGUGCCACAUGCCACUCUGGCCUUGGGAUGGAGUGCUCUGGUGGCCAGGGAAGAGGGUCAGCGGUUGGCAAGUGGACUGCACUUCAUAAAGCUUUACAAACUCUACGAAACAGGGCACUGCCCGGCGUCGCCCGCUGAGUCCUUAUUGCGGCGAAGGCAUUCUUCCGAUGCGCCCUUAGGAAACCUCCGGGAGUUCCCACUUCCAGAGGGCUCUCUCAACAAUGAGGAGGCCUGCGAACUGGUGGUCGACGACCAGGAGGAGGACUACUGGGAGCCCAAUGAGCACUUUGUCGGCCAACGCUGCCUCCUCGAGGACGAGAGCUUCGUGCUGGCUGUUAAGGCUUAAAUCUUUUAUUAAUAAAUGUGUCUAUAAAUCUUUA